UUUCUAAAGCAGAAAGUCGAUAGAGUGAAGCUAAUGAAAUGGCCGCUUCAGCUGAUAUUUCCAACUCAGCACUGAGCCGCCCUGCUACAGAACUGAGGAUUGUGUUGAUUGGAGGAAGAUAUGAUGACCAUUCCAGCGGUAAAAGUUCAGCUGGAAACAUCAUCCUGGGUCACAAUGUUUUUGACACCAGCAGAAGAACAGCUCAGAGUGAAGCGAGGCAGCAGGAAGUACUCGGCAGACGACUCACAGUGGUUGAUACUCCAGGAUGGUGGUGGUAUUUUCCAAGAGAAGAAACCCCAAAGCUGGAUCAGAUAGAAAUCCAGAAUAGUGUCCAUCUGUGUCCCCCAGGACCUCAUGUCUUUCUUCUGGUCAUUCCUGUUGGUUCAGAUUUCUUUAAUCUUGUCAAACCAUCUCUAGAGGAACACCUGGAACUUUUCAAAGCAGAUGUUUUCAGUCACACCAUCGUGCUGUUCACUGCAGUCCAUCCAUGUAGUGAUGAAGCCCUUCAAUCUAAAAUCAGAAGAAGCCCAGUCCUGCAGUGGAUCCUUCAACAAUGUGGAAACAGAAAACAUGUUCUCAACAUCAGCAACAGAGAAGAUAGAGUUCAAGUCAAGAUGCUUCUAGAGAAAAUCGAGGUGAUGAUUGAACAGAACAGGGGCAGACACUGUUCUGUUGAUGAAUCUGAUGGAAAUGCUCUGAGAGAGAGACUGAAAGAUUUGGUUAAAAUAGCCCCAAAAAAGUUUGAUGGAGUUCUGAAACAAAGAAGAAACCUGAAACUAUGGAUUAAAGGUGGAAAAGUUCCUCCAAACAAUUUGAGAAUAUUGAUGAUUGGUGAUUCAGGUGCUGGAAAGAGCUCAGCAGGAAACAUCAUUCUAGGAAAAAAUGCAUUUGGUGUUAAUAAAAGUGUUGGAAGAAAGACGACAUGUAGUGAAAUAAACCACAGUGUGUUUGAAGGAAGGCGGCUCACAGUGGUGGAUUCUCAUGGAUGGUUCUACAUCCACACCCUUCAGGACACCAGUGAGAUGGACAAACUGGAAAUAGAGAACAGUGUGAAUCUCUGUCCUCCAGGACCACAUGCUGUGCUGCUGGUUAUUCCUCUGGCAGUACAAGUUGAUGCAUCAUAUCUGAGAUCUAUCGAGGAACACAUGAGUCUGUUUAGAGAAGAAAUCUGGAAACACACACNAUAUCCUUUACACUCCUUACAUUAUUCCAGACCAGCAGGACAGGAAACCAGCAUCACAGCUGAGGACAAUCAUGAUCCGCGGGCACUUAAACUGGCUCUGGGGACGUGGAAUGUCACCUCACUGGUGGGGAAGGAGCCCGAGCUUGUGCGGGAGGUGGAGCGAUACCAGCUAGAAAUAGUUGGGCUCACUUCUACGCACAGCCAGGGCUCUGGAACCCAGCUCCUUGAGAGAGAUCUCAAAGCUCUGGUGGAGGUCCUGAUGCCAUUAACAGAGAGAGUGUGGAGACACUGCAUGGUGCUGUUUACCUGGGGAGACUGGCUCAAUGGCCUCCCUGUAGAGAACUACAUCGUCAGAGAGGGCAAGGAGCUCCAGGAGCUUCUGGAGAAGUGUGGGAACAGAUAUCAUGUUCUCAGCAGCUUUGAUUAUGAUGAUCCUGUUCAAGACAAAGAGCUGUUCCAAAAAAUUAUCAACAUGGUAAAACAGAACAAAGGAUGCUUCAAGACUAAAGGAAGAAAAAAGAAAUUUCAGUUUCUACCUUGGCAAGGAAAGAAACGGAAGCUGACAGAAGAGGAGUGGAACAGACGGGAGCAGGAGCUGAUGGAGAGAAUGAUGAAAGCUUUAGAAAAGGAACCAGAGAAACCAACAGUGCCCUCUGUGGAGGUGGCAAGAAGUAAGGAUGACGGAGUCAUUCCAGACAUGAGCGGAGAUGUUUCCUCAGAAUAUGGGAGCAAUUUAGAGAUUAGGAACCAACGAGGUCGUAACAACGUAGGUGAAUGGCUGACUAACAGAGGGAGAUGGUCUUUCAGCUCUGGGUAUAGCAGCAUGCGUUCCUCAGUCCAUUGUAAGCAGAAACAGAAUGAAAAUCUCCAACAGAUUAAAAUCUUCCAAAGAUUAGUUAAUUCUCACAGAGAAUAAAGAAGAUCCUCUGAACAUUUUCUCCAAUCCUUCAACUAAACACAGGAACUCUUGUUCAACCAAAAAGCUACAGCAAAAAAAAAGGAUGGAAGCUAAAGGAGAACACAGGAUGGAAUAGGAAAAUAUACCAGCUUGGUGAUUCAUCAGACCCAUGUUGGUCUAAAAACUCUAGAUCACAUGGUUAAAAGUCCUGGUCCUGUAAUGUUCUGGGUUGUUUUGGUCCCAGAAAUAUAAUUUUUGGCACAAAUGUGAUGUGUUUUCACAUAUCUUUAUGUCUAUGUAAGGCGUGUGUCUGAUGUGUUUAUGUAAAGGAAGCUGUAUUUGUGGUGGGUAUAUGUGUCUAUAGCAGAUCUAUAUUUUGUGUCCAAAUGCCAUCUAUUUAUUCUGUCUGUGAAAUAUAUGUAGAUCAAGAGUUUUUUUGUCUUUGUCCUAUGUUGUUUAAGCAUGUUGUUGAACCUGUCAUCAUCUUUUAUUAUCACACAAAGUCAUUUACCCUCUUGUAGUGUAUUAAUCUGCACCAAUGAUUAAAAUAAAAUAGAAUUUAUGUUUUAUAAGUUUAAAUAGUUGUUUUCACAAAUACAUUUAUAAAAACCUUCCAAGGCCAAAGUGAGAGAAGCAGAGCAGUGUGUGUAUGACUGCCUUCCAAGGCCAAAGUGAGAGAAGCAGAGCAGUGUGUAUGUGUGUGACUCUGCACCUGGCCCUUGGAAGUUUGGACCCAUAUCAAGGUUGCCCAGCUCAGCUAAGUUUAGCCAAACUAAUUGUGAUGAAUUGAGUUGUCAUCUUCAAAACACACUGUGCAGUACUGGUCAUAGAAAAGGGUGAUGCUUUGCUGGGACAUGGAACACACAUGGAACACCAGAGUUAUGCUGACCUGGCUUGAAGUAAUACUAUGGUCUUAGAUCACAUUGGAAGAAAGGCUUAGCUUUGACAUAUUAUUGAUUAAAUUGUCAUAAGUUUCUGAUUUAAGUGCACCAGAUGUCAUCAUGACCUGUGAGAUUGCUCUCAAAGAAAUAUUAUAAUCAUAAGUUACAUUGGAUGAAAGCUUUGUUUUGAAAGGUUGAUAAUUAAGAAUAUGAUGUGUCUAUGAUAUAGUAGCAAUAAAUGUCAUCAUGAUUUGCAAAGAAAUGUCACCAUAACCUGUAACAAAGAGUGUUGAUUAAAUAUAUAAGAAAUAUGCUUUGAAAGGGGUUUUCCACCGAUAAGAUAAAAAUAAUUGGUCUUACCCGUAGAAAAACACCUGAAAUGAUGUAAACAAAGGAGGGGCUUGGGGGAGGAGCCCCAAGCCCAAUGAAAUGUAUAAA
This is a messenger RNA of Cyprinodon variegatus (sheepshead minnow), 3400 nucleotides long. RefSeq lists its product as uncharacterized. Gene Ontology annotation, molecular function: GTP binding. Lineage: Eukaryota; Metazoa; Chordata; Actinopteri; Cyprinodontiformes; Cyprinodontidae. The record is from RefSeq and is a predicted model, not a curated record. The coding region runs from base 39 to 2099 and encodes 686 amino acids. The transcript has 8 exons.